AUGCGAAAUGCAUUAAUCCGAUUCGGACGUUCUCCACGUUCUGCAACAUUAAGAAGUGCAAUGGUCCGUUUUGGUAAACGUUCAGAAAAUUCUUCAAAUAAUGAAUUAUUGGAAAGUAAAAGGAAUAGUGCCCCACAACCUUUUGUUCGUUUUGGACGUUCAUUCUCUUCAAUACCUUUUAAUGGACAAUUUAAUUCUCCAUGGUGGAUUGAAAGAUUUGCUUUUCUUUGA
Molecule: messenger RNA, 231 nt
Organism: Meloidogyne enterolobii
Lineage: Eukaryota; Metazoa; Nematoda; Chromadorea; Rhabditida; Meloidogynidae
Source: the annotation of a GenBank genome assembly